Messenger RNA from Monopterus albus (swamp eel), 1270 nucleotides. It is a transcript of the gene mdh1ab, whose product is annotated as malate dehydrogenase 1Ab, NAD (soluble). The record is from RefSeq and is a predicted model, not a curated record. The transcript has 9 exons. NCBI's taxonomy places the organism in Eukaryota, Metazoa, Chordata, Actinopteri, Synbranchiformes, Synbranchidae. The coding region runs from base 50 to 1087 and encodes 345 amino acids. Gene Ontology annotation, biological process: malate metabolic process. Gene Ontology annotation, molecular function: L-malate dehydrogenase (NAD+) activity.
GAUCAUCUGAGGACUUUUAAAUAGGAGCGACCUCGGAGUUGAGCGACAAAUGCAGGGGAACAGUUGUUCGAGUUUUAUUGUGAAAAUGUCUGAGCCUAUUAGAGUUCUGGUGACUGGAGCUGCUGGGCAGAUUGCCUAUUCCCUGUUGUUCAGCAUUGCCAAAGGAGAUGUCUUUGGCAAAGAUCAGCCAGUCAUCUUGCUCCUUUUGGACAUUACACCCAUGUUGACAGUCUUGAAUGGAGUUGUCAUGGAGUUGCAGGACUGUGCCCUUCCACUUCUGAGAGGUAACAUUCCCACUGACAAGUUGGAGGUGGGCUUCAGGGACGUGGAUGCUGCCAUCCUGGUGGGCUCCAUGCCCAGGAAGGAGGGCAUGGAGAGGAAGGACCUGCUCAAAGCCAACGUAGCCAUAUUCAAGAGCCAAGGAGCUGCUUUGGAGAAGUACGCCAAGAAGAGUGUCAAGGUGCUAGUUGUGGGGAACCCUGCCAAUACCAACUGUCUGAUUGCAGCCAAGUCUGCUCCCUCCAUCCCCAAAGAGAACUUCUCCUGUCUCACUCGUCUGGAUCAUAACAGGGCUCGCUCUCAGGUGGCAAUACGCUGUGGCGUUCCUGCCACACAUGUGAGGAAUGUGAUCAUAUGGGGUAACCACUCAUCCACCCAGUACCCAGAUGUGCACCAUUGCUUGGUCAACAUGUCUGGUAGUGACCUCGCCUGCUUCGAUGUAGUCAAGGAUGAUGCCUGGCUCAAAGGAGAUUUCAUCACUACAGUGCAGCAGAGAGGCGCUGCAGUCAUCAAGGCCAGGAAGCUGUCUAGUGCCAUGUCUGCAGCCAAGGCUAUCUGUGACCACAUGAGAGACAUUUGGUCAGGCACCCCUGAGGGUGAGUUCACCUCAAUGGGUGUUUUCUCCUCUGGUAACUCCUAUGGAGUCCCAGAUGACCUCAUCUACUCAUUCCCUGUUCAGAUCAAGGACAAAACCUGGAAGAUUGUGGAAGGUCUAGCCAUCAAUGACUUUUCUCGAACAAAGAUGGAUGCCACAGCAGCAGAGUUGAUAGAGGAGAGAGACACAGCUGUGGCUUUCCUGGGAGUAUGACUAGACCCUCCAGAGCCAUCUGACCAGCUUUUAGACAGUCCUAAAACCCCAGAUGCACGCCUGUGAUAAAGCACUCCACCAGCCCCUGCAUUACUGUGUGCACAUAUGUGAGACAGAGAGAGAACGAGUGUAAAGUUGGAAUAAUACGUGUGUGUUGGGAGGCUAUGUUUCUAAAAAAAAAAA